AUGAAUUAAAAUGGUAAUGUUAAUCCUUUAAUACCUGGUAAAAAAAUUUUGGCUAUUUUUGGAUUUGUAUCUAUAAGAAACUUUCCUUAAAUAACAGAAAUUUUAGAAGAAAAUAUCAUGCUUUUUACUAAUUAGAUUGCUGAAAUUAUCCAUAUUGUAUGUGAUUCUUACCAUGGAAUUAUUAAUAAAAAUCUUGGGGAUUGUUUUUUAAUUAUUUGGAAGCUUAAAGAUUAAGAUAAUCUAAUUUAAAUUAAUAAAUAAGAAGAAAUUAGUAUUUUUAAUAUAUCACAUUGUUAAAAUUAUACUGAUUUGGCCCUUAUUGGAUUUCUUAAAUCUUAAUCAAAUAUAUAUAAGCUUUCUAUGACAAAAAAAUUUAAAAAUUCUCUUAUCAAAAUUCAAAAAACAAAUCCAAAUUUUUCUUUAAAAUUGGGUUUCGGAUUACAUUUUGGCUGGGCCAUAGAAGGUGCAAUAGGUUCAAAUUUUAAAAUUGAUGCAAGUUAUUUAAGCCCGAAUGUUAAUUUAGCCAGUAGAUUAGAAAACGCAACUAAAUAAUAUGGAAUAUAAUUAUUAGUUAGUGGAGCUGUAUAUAGAUUAUUAUCAAAUUAAACUAAAUAAUACUUAAGACAUAUUGAUAGAGUUACUGUAAAAGGAUCAGAAUAGCCUAUGGAUUUAUAUACUUGCGAUAUGGAUUGUAAUUUGAUUGAAAUAUAAUAAUUGAUUAAAUAAAGUAAUGAAAAUUAGAAUGAACCAAAUAAAAAAAUAUUGAAAUAUGUUCAAAGAAUGAAAAAAUAAACUAGGCUUAAAAAAAUUAUUAAAAAUUAAAUUCAAGUUCAUAAUUUAUUUUUAAAAGAUAAUGAUUUUUUAAUUAUGAGAUAAACUUAUACAUAGGAAUUUUUUAACUAUUUUCAUCAAGGAAUUAAUAAUUAUUUAGAUGGUUAUUGGAAAGAUGCUAAAAUUAAAUUUGAAGAAGCUUAAUUAAUAUUGAAUAAAGAAUAUGAAUAUAUUUAAAAGGAUAAAUUGAUAGAUGGUCCAAUAAAUACAUUAGAUAAAUAUAUGAAAAACUUUAAUUAUUAAUCUCCUGAUAAUUGGAAAGGAUAUAGGGAAUUAAGUGAAAAAUGA
Ichthyophthirius multifiliis is the source of this 1119-nucleotide messenger RNA. RefSeq lists its product as hypothetical. Gene Ontology annotation, biological process: intracellular signal transduction; cyclic nucleotide biosynthetic process. NCBI's taxonomy places the organism in Eukaryota, Ciliophora, Oligohymenophorea, Hymenostomatida. The record is from RefSeq and is a predicted model, not a curated record. The transcript is spliced from 5 exons.